UGCGUCCUUGCCGAGUGAACAUCACAGCAGGCUGCAGUCAGUGGCUGGUUUCAGUACGUCUGUUGAAAUUUGGUUGAAGCGCGACCGACUGGAGUCGAUCUUGUUUAUCCCUAUUGUUGUCUGUUUACGAGACGUAACUCGAAAAUAUCAUAGAAAUGAAGGCAUCGCUGGAUCCGAUAGAUGUGCAGGAAUUUUUAUUUAAACAGUCAAAUACAUAUCAGAUAUUUGACUUGAAGACUCCUGCAUAUGUUCCUCCUGCUUGCAAUCUUCUCGUGGCUGACAAAAAGCGAGGACUACUUUACAUAGGACACGAUGAUAAAAUUACCGUCUUGAAGCCGGCGGAGGAGAACAGUGCAGAGUGGAAGAUAGAACUCCAGUUGCCAGCUGUUAUAUCAAAGAUUGCCAUUAAUUGUGAUUAUAAUUAUAUCGCUAUAGGCAUAGCAUUGAAGCCCACAGUAUUGAUAUACGAUGCCUAUUCACUAGUUAGAAAUAGUCUCAACCUGUUGCUUCAAAUAACAACGUCGAACGAGCUAGAUAGCUACAUAACGGAUAUACGAUGGAACCCCACUGUACCUGCGAUAUUUUGUACCGUUACUAGCGACUGUACUAUUGGUAGUUUCCAAUUGAAGAUAGAAGAAGAAGCAAGAGAAAAUUUUAUACCGAAAGUAUCUGUGCUUUCCAAGGUGUCGAAUGAGCCACAGGCUCUGUGUGCAGCUUGGAGUCCUAAAGGCAAACAAAUAGCAGUGGGUUGCAAAAACGGAGACAUCGUGCAAUUAAAGCCAGAUACCUUAAAGGUCGCUAGAACCAUCGCGGGUCCUUCACCACCCAAAGGCGAGAUAAUUAACAUCCUAUGGAUCAGUAAUUAUCAAUUUUGUGCCGCAUAUCUGAAUGACGAGCGGCACAUAAACGUUUUCAUCGUUGACGCACCGAAAGGAGAGGCAAACGCUAUCUUUACAUGCUACGAAGAUAUCACGUACGGUUUUCCCGACGCCGAGAGAAAGGACAGUGUUCUACGCUAUUAUUUCGAGCACGUGCCGGAAUGGGGACUUAUCAUAGCGGGUAGUAGCAUCAGCAGCGAAAUAGCUGUGCUAGGCACCAAAGACGGUGGCGUGAAUUGGAAUCAAUGGCAAUUAGUCGAUAGCGGCAGAGCUGAAUUACCGCUGGUGAGAACCAUGGAAAUUUAUCCCUUGGGUCUGGCCAUAGACAAGUCUCCGACCUACACGUUGCCGUGGGGCGCGGAUUCAACGUUGCCGUAUCCAGUCCCCGUCUUGCAUAUUCUUGGAACGUCCGGGAAAUUGUGUAGCUUUCACAUGGUUAAUCUGGCACCCAACUGUCCUGCCAUCAACGUUCCUCCUACGGAAAUUGUCUCGCCUCCAGCACCGUCACAGCUUAAUGCUUCGCCCCCGGAAAUAUCGUUUAGUAUGAAUGCCGCGGUGACCAGCACGCCACGUUCGAAGCAACCGGAGAUGGCACCGGAACGAUCAAAACCCGCUCCGAUGACGAAUAUAUUUGGCGACUCUCUGAAAGCAGCAGGAUUCUUCCAACCACCUGUGGAGCAACUGGCGGAACAGCCGAAAUUGCAAGAGGAAAAAGCUGCGCCGCAGAUAGCUGUGAAACCGAUUAUGCCUAAAGAAACACCAGUGUCAGAACCUGUAAAGACGGAAACCAAGUCAGUUAUAGAUAAGGAAGCAAGCUUGCCACAAAUAACGGAACAGAAACCUUCUAUAGACGAUAACAUACGGAUGCGUGCUUAUGUGCAGGAGCAGGCGUUGUUCGAGAAAGAAUUGCGAAUUAGAUUGGAACCGCAGGUAUGGGAAUGCGGUACAGACGCAGAAAAGAAACGACUCGGGGAGACGUCCGCCGACAUAGAACAGUUCUUGCGGGAUUUAACGGACACGACAAACAGUCUCUCCAGCGAUAUAGCGUACUUGAAGGCUCUCUUGCUCCAGUCGUUCGCAUGGGUCGAAGAAACUAAGUCGAAAAACGCAGCCAGCGUUGAUAUCACCACUAGAAACUGCAAUGAGAACAGCAAAAUAGCGGAUUUACAGCGAUGUUACUACUACAUACAAACGCAGCUCAAUCAAGUCAGUAAAAUUUUGGAUUUGGAAUGGUCGGAGCACAAAGCGCGGGCAAAGUCGCAAAUGAAGAUUCCCAGCUUGGAGUAUGUGUAUCAGAAUCUUCUGACGCAUAACAAGAUUUUCGCAAAGGAGAAAGAGAAGGUCGACCAAAUCUCGCGGCGAUGGAAGUCCUUCAAUCGCUCGUUGGCGGUUAGUGGCGUGUCCAAUCUCAAUCGUUCGAUGGCGAGUCUGCACGUGAGUUCACCGAAAUCGCCAGCAUCGGUUAUUCGCGGAAAAACUGACGUUAUAGAUGCCCGCUGCAAAGCCAUCGCCUCGAAGACUCUGACUUUUACACCCGAAAAGCAGUCAGCGCUAAGGGCGUUGCUUACCGAAUCAUCUCCGAGAAUUGUCAAGCCGGUCAAUCCAUCACCGGUUCAGGAUCGCCUGAAGGAUACGCUGUCUUCCCUAGCGUCUCUCAGUCCUGUGAUCAAUGAAACUAAGACCAAAACCGAGCUGUCGAUUGUUAAACAAAAUAUUGCCGUCAAGCAGCCGGUCGAGAAGCAGACCAAAUCGCAAAGUCCCCUCGCUUCGUUGAACAGUAUCGUUGCGAGAAUCGGUUCGUCCGACACAAACGGCAUCGUUGCGCAGAACAAAGUCCAACAGAAGCCACUUCCAACGACCGUUUCUUUCCCCGGGGCGAUCUCUAUCAAGCAGGUGGAUAAAAAACCUGCCGCGCCAGCAGUUCUCGCAACGUCCCAAACUAAGCCGAAACAGGAUCUUAAUGUUAACUUCCCGACGUCUAUCACGUUUGGAACGUCGGCGCCGAAAUCUCAAGAUAUCCUCUUUUCGAAAUCUCUUCUUACAGAUCCAACUACUAGGAACAAUAAGGAAUCGCCGAGCAACGAUGGCGUCCCUAAAGCUCCGGAAUCUGCUUUGUUCUCGACCGGAUUGUUAAAGGACGUAUUGUCAACGGAAUAUCCGUUAACGGAGACCACUCGUAUGGGAAUCCGUAAUCUUUUACCGCUCUCUACGGCGCCAGCUGUGAAAACGGACGCUGCCGCUACGUUCAGUUUCGCUACACCUAUAGCCCCGCCUGUUGCGAAAAGCUCACCCUCCGGUACUGCGCUCGACAUGAUGUCCUUCGCUUAUUCGAAAUCCACACCCCACACUUCUAUCGUAGAACCCGCGAUAACGGUACCAGCGGCACCGAUGCAAACGCCGAUAGAACUGUCGGCUUUAUCCUUGGGAUCACCGAGCACGUUAACUAUUCAACCGGUCGAUCACUCGAGUAACAGCGCGAACGGGAAAGUAAAUGCAAUCACGACUUCCAUGAGCUUCGCCGCACCCGCACCCGUUACUACAGCACAAGGUCUCGCGACGACUGCCACUGUUACAUCCGUUAUGACUAUCGGCGGGGUUACCAUCAACGUUGUGGACGCGAACGCCGCUCGCAAGCCGAUGACGGAAGUGCCAUCCAGCAGUACGGUCGUCAUCGAGAAAGUGACUACGCCUGAGGUAAAAGCACCCAUCUUUGGCGCUGCAACUCCCCAGGCUUCAAUUUCGUUAGCCGCGACACCGAUAUUCGGCGGUCAGACCGUCGUAAAGAACGCAGCGACAGUGCCAGAGACGACCAUACUGCCCGCUACGACUACCUUCGGCGCAGUUUCUUUCCCGUCGAUUACACCUACUUUCGGGACGUCGACCUUGGCGCCGGUCACCACAUCGGUGUUCAGCGGAUUCGCAAACACGUCAACCGGCAUUACCACUAGCUCCUCAGCAAUGCCUACGAGCAGCAGCAGCAGCAACACCGUGUCACCCUUCCAGACUUCCCUGAGUAAGCCGACGUUCGGCGAGACCACCAUCACCAGUGUGCCAGCCACGAGUUUCGGGAUCAGCAUCAGCAACACCUCCUCCGCGGGCACAAUUUCAUUCGGUAUGCCUGCGACAACGACGGCGACCUCGAUCACGCCGGCGUUCGGUAAGAGCCCAAUAGUAUCGCCGGUGUCGAAUGCGCAAUUCCCAGGUGUUCAGACCCCCGCGUCGACGGCGAACAUCUUCGGAAAGCCGAUAAUUAGUCCCGCAUCGACGCCGUUUGGUAAUACUUCAAGCUCGGUGUUCUCCAAUACGCCCGCUACCUCCUCGAAUACUUCUACACCGAUAUUCGGAGGCAACAGCAUGAAUUCUGUCUUCGGGUCGACCCCUCCGAGCGGAAAUAUCUUCGGGGGUAACACAGGAUUCGGUACGGUCUCAACGGGAUCUAUAUUCGACACUAAUGCCCCGAAACCCGGUAUUGUAUUUGGUGGAGGGACAAACGCACCUGCUUCUCCGUUUGGUGGUGCGACGAGCAACACGUCGCCGGCGGCAGUCAGUGGUUCCCCUGCGGGCACAAAUGUCUUCAGAUCUACUGCGCCUAACACAUCUCCCAUACAGCAACCUGUACUCAGCAGCCCACCCGCUUUCGGACAAGCUCCAGCCUUCGGUGCCAAGCCGGUGUUCGGAUCGUCACCCAUCUUUGGCGGAGCAAAACCCGUUUUUGGAGGUGCUGGUUUUGGCUCACCUCCUACGUUUGAGUCUCCUGGCAUGGGAUUUGGAAGUCCACCUGCUAUGCAAGCUGGCCCCCCUACAAUGGAAAAUGUGCCAAAAGUAUUUGGAGAAGUGGCAGGCAGCAGUACGUUCGAAUCUUUAGCCAAUCAAUCAGGUGGUCUCAGUUUCGGUAGCUUAGCCCAGAAGAAUCAAGAGCCAGACAAACCAGCGUUCACUGCCGGCAGCUCGUUCUCCAGUUGGAGAUGAAUGAUAUGGUUGCGGCAGAUUUACCUUCAAAACUGUCAUACGUCUAGCAGAAUAUGAAAUUACUAUUGAAUAAGGAAAUUAUCUAAUUACAAUUGUGUAUAUACUGUUUUACAUUCAGAAAUGUGUACUUUUUAUGACAGAGAUCGUGUUCUAUUGUCUUGUACGUUGUAAUAAAUGAGAACAGAUCUAAGUUUUACAAUAA
Molecule: messenger RNA, 5049 nt
Organism: Temnothorax curvispinosus
Lineage: Eukaryota; Metazoa; Arthropoda; Insecta; Hymenoptera; Formicidae
Gene: Nup214
Product: nuclear pore complex protein Nup214
Exons: 5
Coding region: 156-4847 (1563 amino acids)
Biological process (GO): RNA export from nucleus; protein import into nucleus
Cellular component (GO): nuclear pore
Molecular function (GO): protein binding; structural constituent of nuclear pore
Source: RefSeq, a predicted model, not a curated record